GCGGCGGCGGGCGGCGGCCCCGCUCCGCCCCGGCGCUGCCCGGGCGCUGCCCCACGCGUGAGCGCGGCCCCGAGGAGGAGCAGCAGCAGCGGCGGCGGCGGCAGGAGGAGGAGGAGGAGGAGGAAGGAGGUCGCUCCCGCCGCCGCUCCGGCAUGAGCGCGGCUUUCCAGCCCUCGCUGAUGAUGAUGCAGCGCCCGCUGGGAAGCAGCACGGCCUUCAGCAUCGACUCGCUCAUCGGCAGCCCCCCGCCGCCCGCCCCCGGCCACUUCGUCUACACCGGCUACCCCAUGUUCAUGCCCUACCGGCCCGUGGUGCUGCCGCCGCCCCCCCCGCCGCCCCCGGCGCUACCGCAGGGCGCACUCCAGCCGGCGCUGCCCCCCGCGCAUCCCCACCACCACCAGCUCCCCAGCCUGCCCACGGGUUUCUGCUCCAGCCUGGCCCAGGGCAUGGCCCUCACCUCCACCCUCAUGGCCACGCUGCCCGGCACCUUCCCCGCCUCCCCCCAGCACCAAGAGGCGGCCAGGAAGUUCGCACCCCAGGGGAACUUCGAUAAAGCCGAGGGGAUCCCCCCGGACGGCGGCGGCGACGAUGGCAAAGCCUUCCUGGGGAAGGACGGAGCCCUCCUGCCAUUCCCCGCCGCCGACGCCGUCCAGGCCUCCCUCGCCGGGGCUCUCCGGGGCCAGGGGAAGGAGGACCCCAAAGCAGAAGAGGAUGCGAAAGGCAAGGAGGAAAGUUUCUCCAUGGACAGCGAUCUAGACUAUAGCUCGGACGACAACAUCCCCGGCCAGGCGGCUCACAAGGAAGAGGACUCUGGCAACGCGCUGGAGGAAAACCCCCAAAACCCCCCCAAUUCCACCAACACCACAUCCACGGGCAAAAACCGGCGGAGGCGGACAGCCUUCACCAGCGAGCAGCUGCUGGAGCUGGAGAAGGAGUUUCACUGCAAAAAGUACUUGUCCCUGACGGAGAGGUCCCAGAUCGCUCACGCCCUCAAACUCAGCGAGGUGCAGGUGAAAAUCUGGUUCCAGAACAGACGGGCUAAAUGGAAAAGGGUCAAGGCGGGCAACGCCAACUCCAAGACAGGGGAGCCCUCCCGAAACCCUAAGAUCGUGGUCCCCAUCCCGGUGCACGUCAGUAGGUUUGCGAUCAGGAGUCAGCAUCAGCAGCUGGAGCAAGCCCGACCCUGAUCUCUCCCUGCGCUGCUUCAGAGUCACAAGUUUUUGAGGGAAAACUUUCCAAAAAUCGGGGUUUCAAAACAACCCACCCGAAAAAAAAAGAAAGAAAAAAAGAAAGAAAAAUAAGACAAAAAGCAGCAGCAGAAAAAUAACCACAAACACAACCCCUAAAGCAACCGACAACCAACGAGACGAAAUCCCACGCGACCGCGCCGCAAAUCCCCACCACGACCGAACUUUAAAGCCAAACUUACAGAGUCAAGCAGAGUCUGAGAAGGCAGAGGCUUGGGAGCUGCAUUGGUCCGGAGCAGGAAUAUCAAACCCUGGGAAGAGACACACACAUAUUUAUUAGCACGCUGCCCCGUUGCUGUCUUGGCCGCGAUGGGGACCACAGACGCGGUGUCGGCGCCGGAUCCAGCAGCGUGCUCCCCCCCUCCUCAUCGGCAGCGAUAUCCCCAGCGAAACCUGCCUUUAGCCACUCUUUGGGGGUUCUGUUUCUUACCGGGGGAGAAAGGUAAAGAUAACCCAAAACAAACAAAGACGAGAGAACAAAACCGAAAGAGAACCAAGAGUUUCAUUUCAUGCCUUUUUUUAUUGUUUGAUUUGAUGGCCGAGGGCUCAGUGGCAGGCACUGGGGGACGGGUUUUUAAAUCUAUUUUUUGCCUGGCUUUCUGUCGAUUUGGUUUGCCUAUUCUACUAAGCCAUGUUUAACAAGAGAGAGAAAGAGGGGAGGGCGGGGGGAGUGGGAGAAAAAUAGCACGAUCUUCUCUAUUGUGUUUAAUUUAUUUCAAUGUAGCUUAUUUCCUUAUAAGUUAUGAAAUUUAAAAGCAAACUAAGUCUUGUGAAUAAAAACCGACAAAGAAACAAAAGAGACAAAAAAGAAGCCCUCCAUCCCCCGGUUGUUCUGUCCAGGAGCUGCCGUGGAGCUGAUUUUCUUUCCCCCUCCUGCGCUGCCAGAGCGGACCGAUGCUCCUCUCGCCUUAUUAUAGAGAAGCCACAUUUAUUGUCGGGGAGGGGAGAAAUGGGGAAAAA
This is a messenger RNA of Pezoporus occidentalis (night parrot), 2207 nucleotides long. It is a transcript of the gene GBX2, whose product is annotated as gastrulation brain homeobox 2. Gene Ontology annotation, molecular function: RNA polymerase II transcription regulatory region sequence-specific DNA binding; DNA-binding transcription factor activity, RNA polymerase II-specific. Gene Ontology annotation, cellular component: nucleus. NCBI's taxonomy places the organism in Eukaryota, Metazoa, Chordata, Aves, Psittaciformes, Psittacidae. The record is from RefSeq and is a predicted model, not a curated record. The coding region runs from base 153 to 1187 and encodes 344 amino acids. Gene Ontology annotation, biological process: regulation of transcription by RNA polymerase II; regulation of nervous system development. The transcript has 2 exons.